Molecule: messenger RNA, 1217 nt
Organism: Neopelma chrysocephalum (saffron-crested tyrant-manakin)
Lineage: Eukaryota; Metazoa; Chordata; Aves; Passeriformes; Pipridae
Gene: BRIX1
Product: BRX1, biogenesis of ribosomes
Exons: 10
Coding region: 37-1080 (347 amino acids)
Biological process (GO): rRNA processing; ribosomal large subunit assembly
Cellular component (GO): nucleolus
Molecular function (GO): rRNA binding
Source: RefSeq, a predicted model, not a curated record
GGAAGGGCGGGAGCGGCGUGUGCGGCGUGUGGCGAGAUGGCGGCGGGGAAGAGGAAGCGUGCGGCGCUCCCGCCGGGAAAGGGGAAGCGCGCCAGGACCGACCCCAGCGCGGCAGAGGCAGAGGCGGCCCCGGCCGGAGCCCCGCAGGAAUACAGCAUCCCGCCGCCCGUGUCCCAGGGUAAAUGGAAGAAUAAGGAGCGAGUGCUGAUAUUCUCCUCUCGUGGAAUUAAUUUCAGAACAAGGCACCUAAUGCAAGACUUGAGAACAUUGAUGCCUCACUCUAAAGCAGAUACUAAAAUGGACCGUAAAGACCAGUUAUUUGUAAUUAAUGAGGUGUGUGAAAUGAAAAACUGCAAUAAGUGCAUCUUUUUUGAAGCCAAAAAGAAACAGGAUCUCUAUAUGUGGCUUUCAAACACACCACAAGGACCAUCAGCUAAAUUCUUAGUGCAGAAUGUUCACACACUGGCUGAAUUGAAGAUGACAGGAAAUUGCCUAAGGGGCUCACGGCCCCUCUUGUCUUUUGAUCCAAUAUUUGACAAGGAGCCACACUAUGCCCUGCUAAAAGAAUUGUUUAUUCAGAUAUUUAGUACACCGCAGUAUCACCCCAAAAGCCAACCUUUUGUCGAUCAUGUUUUCACCUUCACCGUUACAGAUGAGAGGAUCUGGUUUCGGAAUUACCAGAUAAUAGAAGAAGAUGCAUCUCUAGUAGAAAUUGGGCCUCGUUUUGUCCUGAACCUCAUAAAAAUCUUCCAAGGUAGCUUUGGAGGACCAACUCUGUAUGAAAAUCCUCAUUACCAGUCCCCAAAUAUGCAUCGACGGCUGCUGAGAUUGUCAGUGGCAGCUAAGUUUAGAGAAAAACAGCAUGUGAAAGAAGUGCAAAAGGAGAAGAAAAAAGCGAGUAAGGUCCUUGUUAAAGAAGAUCCUACCGAAGUGGUCUUUGAAACUCCGGCUGAAGAAAAGCCAGUGGAAAUACAGUUUGUGAAACCAGAGUCAAAGCCAAUUGUUAAAGAUAAAAAGAAACUACGCAAAAUUCAGAGGAAGAAACAAAAAAAGCUGUUCAGAACUGAAGCAUCAGCAUAAGUGUUGCAAGGGUGGAAACUAGCUAUAUUGAUAUAAUAUUGUAAAUAAUUGUUUCUACAGGCAAAACUAUUUGGAGUUCAGUUUUAAGUAAACAAAAUAUCCAUUUCUUUAUUAGGAUUGCUUGUGUGUUCUUUUUU